This is a messenger RNA of Jatropha curcas, 2692 nucleotides long. RefSeq lists its product as uncharacterized. The record is from RefSeq and is a predicted model, not a curated record. Gene Ontology annotation, biological process: mRNA destabilization. Gene Ontology annotation, cellular component: cytoplasm. Gene Ontology annotation, molecular function: mRNA binding. NCBI's taxonomy places the organism in Eukaryota, Viridiplantae, Streptophyta, Magnoliopsida, Malpighiales, Euphorbiaceae.
GGAUGCGAAUCCUUUUUGCGCUUUCUCUCUACGCCCACCAAAACCGCCUUUCAAGCUUCUUUCUAUUUCUCUCUUAUGGUUUCUUCCCUUAGGGUUAGGGUUUCUUAGUCGUGUCUGCUUUGAAAUUUCUGCUAAACAAAUGUUGCUGAUAGUUUUUUAUUCUCUUUUUAAAUUUUUUAAUAUUUCCUUGGAAGAACUUUCUAGGCCAAGCAUGGCUUGAUUCUGCUCUUCUCUGGGGUGGCAGUUCUGGAAUGGAAAUGUAUAAUGUUUCUGGACAUGGAAAUGCAGAAAACUAUUUGGUACUUGCAACUAACAGCCUAUUUUCACCUGUUUCUGUGUUCCAAUUCAAGGUGCUGAGAUAAACCCUUUUUUGACAAAUCCACUUCUUGAGCAAGUUGAAGUGAUGUACAACGAAGGAGCCCCUGAGUUUUUUGUGGAUCAGGGUUUGUACUAUCCUACUGCCACCAAUUACGGAUACUACUGUACAGGAUUUGAAUCACCCGGUGAAUGGGAGGACCACCAUAGGAUUUUUGGUGCUGAUGGUCCUGAAAUCCAGUAUGCGGGUGCACAAACUGAAAGUUUACCUUAUGUAUAUUAUACACCUAGCUAUGGAUAUGCACAGUCUCCUUAUAACCCAUACAAUCCUUACAUACCUGGUGCUAUGAUAGGUGUUGAUGGCUCAUAUGUAGGAGCACAACAGUACUAUGCCAUCCCCCCUUAUCAGGAUCCUUUAUCGUCACCUGGUUAUGUACCUGUCAUUGUUCAAUCAGAUUCCAUCCCAAACAAUUUGACAGACCUCUUGUUAGAUACUGGUGUAACAUUUGUCAAUAGACCUGAUGGAAGAAGUUCGAAACAUGGUCUUGCUUCAUCAUCUGCAGUCUUCCCCAAAAACCAUGCAAAACCUACUUCAAAUCAGACUAAUUCCGUCUCCAAGAUAUCAGAAGCGCCAAGAGCUAAUGUUGGACCUAGUAAACAAGCCUCGACACUUGGAACUGUUUCUUCCGGUGGUUUUCCUACUCCGGCUUCAUCACGCAUGUUUCAGGGUAGAGGUGCUUCUGGAUCGCUGCAAGCUGUUGACAACUUUUCUAAUGUGAAAGUUCUACCUCCACCUAACCAAUUAAAAGUUGCUCUCCCUGUCAAUAACGGCUUUUCUGAUUUUGGAUCAACUACUGCUGGACGGGCUGCGGUGGAUAAACUUCGAUCUAAGAUUCAUGUUGGUAGAACUGUCAAUGAUGUGAAUGGAUGCCCAGAUGCUUUGGGUGAGCAGAAUCGUGGACCUAGAACAAACAAAUCAAAGAAUCAACUGGCUGUUAAAGCUUACACAACGAAAGUGGGAGACAGUAAUGCACAAGGAAACAUUAUUAUAUACACUGAUCGGUACAACAAGGACGAUUUCCCAGUUGACUAUGUUGAUGCUAAAUUUUUUGUAAUAAAGUCUUAUAGUGAGGAUGAUGUGCACAAGAGCAUCAAAUAUAAUGUUUGGUCAUCCACACCCCAUGGAAACAAGAAGCUGCAGAGUGCCUAUGAAGAUGCACAAAAAAUAGCUGCAGAAAAACAUACGCCAUGCCCUAUAUUCCUGUUCUUUUCUGUUAAUGCAAGUGGUCAAUUCUGUGGUGUUGCUGAGAUGAUUGGCCCAGUUGACUUCCACAACGACAUGGAAUUUUGGCAGCAAGAUAAAUGGAGUGGUAGCUUUCCUGUCAAGUGGCAGAUCAUUAAAGAUGUACAAAAUUCCAGCUUUAGGCACAUUAUAUUAGAGAAUAAUGAGAAUAAGCCAGUGACAAAUAGCAGAGACACUCAAGAGAUAAUGUACAAACAAGGUCUAGAGAUGCUGAAAAUAUUCAAAAACCAUACAUCGAAGACUUCAUUACUUGAUGACUUUAUGUACUAUGAGAAUCGUCAGAGAAUCAUGCAGGAAGAGAAAGCCAGGGUUAUGUUUAAAACCUUUGAGACUCCAUUCUUAGUUCCUGCAGUAGAUUCUGCCCACAAGUUGGAUUGUCUUGUUGAGCAACCUCCUACUAAAGAAGAGAAAACUAUUGAGCAAAAUGGUUCUAGCAGCAUGAAGAAAACAGAGGCUUCUGUCACUGAGCGGGUUUCUUCAAAUUCUGGUGUCACUAAGGCAAGUAAUGAUAUUGAAAUUCCUGAGCAGACUAUUGUCAAAUCGGAGGAUGAUAUUGCGUCUGUUCUGAAGAUCGGUUCUCUCAGUAUUAACCCAAAGCAGGGUGAACCUAAACCCACUUCUGAUGUUGUCACGGUGGGUACAAUGCCCAUCAAAGUGGAUGGGUUUGGUGAACCCCCUGGUUUUCUAAGAGUUGGUAGUAUCCCACUUGAUCCUAGGGUACUAAAGCGCGAAAAAGGUGGCGGAUAUGCUAAGCAUCAGUCUUAAUUUUGAUAACAUGGACGGUUUUCUCAUUAAUUGGGAUCUUGUUUGUUUGGGUAUGCUCUAUGUUGUAGUUUUUGCAAGGCGGGUCAUUGUAAACGUGAGUGUUUGAUGAUCAAUCUAGGUUACAAGAGUCGGUAAAUUUGAAAUUCUUGUUUUCAUAAAUUAUUGUGAUUUCUUCGCAACCCCUGGUCUGCUUUGCUUGAUGCAGUUAUUUUGAUGUACUUGUAUUGGGGGUUAUGUUUCUUGCUGCCGAAGUCCAAAUACAAUUGUAAUCUUUUUCUUCUUUCAACAUUAUUAUUAUUAUUAUUAUUA